This is a messenger RNA of Aspergillus campestris IBT 28561, 1404 nucleotides long. RefSeq names its product putative mitochondrial carrier protein. The record is from RefSeq and is a predicted model, not a curated record. The transcript is spliced from 2 exons. NCBI's taxonomy places the organism in Eukaryota, Fungi, Ascomycota, Eurotiomycetes, Eurotiales, Aspergillaceae. Bases 1 to 1404 code for a protein of 467 amino acids.
AUGCCUGAAUACCAAAUCUCGUACGAUUCAGAGCUGGACACAUACCAGCUCUACCACCGCUACGAAGAAACCCCCCCAAAAGACGACUGGCGCACAGCCGCCCUCCGAGGCCCCGCCCUCCCAGCCCUGGGAAACGCAACAGCAGGAGCCGUCGGCUCAGCAAUCUCCAACCUCAUCACCUACCCCCUCAGUCUCAUCAUCACGCGCCUCCAGACACAGAACCAGCGAGCCAAAUCUAAUAAGGAGGGGGAAGGGGACAACGACGAUGAAGAGACAUACACGGACGUCAUCGAUGCCGCGCGCAAAAUUUACGCAAAAGAAGGUCUUGGAAGCUUGUACGCGGGUUUAGCCCAAGAUACUUUCAAGACGGUAGCGGACUCGUUCCUCUUUUUCCUCGCUUAUGGCUUCUUUCGAGAUCGUCGCAUUAGGGCCCGCUCCGGUGGUGCUGGUGACCGUCGCAGCAAGCGCGUUGUGUUACCCGUGCUGGACGAGCUGGCGAUAGGGGUGUUAGCGGGUGCAUUCGCGAAACUGUUCACAACGCCAUUGGCGAAUAUCGUUGCGCGAAAGCAAACGACGCGGUCGAACGCGAGCACGAGGGAGAUUGCGGCGCGGAUUCGAGCGGAGAAGGGUAUCCGCGGUUUCUGGUCGGGAUACUCCGCGUCGUUGAUUCUGACGCUUAACCCGUCCAUCACGUUCUUUCUUAACGAGUUCCUGAAAUACUCUGUGCUGCCUAAGAGUCGGCGUGGGAAGCCUACUCCCGCUAUGGUCUUCUUCCUUGCUGCUAUUAGCAAGGCUACUGCUUCGUCGGUGACGUAUCCGUUCUCUAUGGCGAAGACGCGCGCGCAGGCUACCUCCUCUAGCCAGCCGGCGCCCUCGCCGGGGAAGGACGAGAAAGAAGACGAAGGAAUGUCGCUCGUCCCGCCAAUUAUCUCCAACGUGGUGACCAUCGCACGGACGGAGGGCCUCACCGCGCUGUACAGCGGCCUCACGGGCGAAGUCGCCAAGGGGUUCUUCUCACACGGCUUCACCAUGCUCGCUAAAGACGCCGUCUAUGCCGCCAUCGUGCAGAGCUACUACCUCCUGCUGAUCGUGCUGCGCCGCUACCCCACGCCGGAGGAGCUGAUCGAGCGCGCGCGCGAACAGGCGGAGGAGUGGGCUGAGGCUGCGCGCGAGGGCGCGAAGGACCUGGCGGGCUCGGCGAGACAGGGGGCGGGGGAGGCGCUGGCGAAGAGCUCGGGGAGUGUUGCCGUUGAUAUGUCGAGUGGUGGUGGAGCUGCGGGGGUGGGGUCGAAUGAGACGGUUGAGAUGGUGAGCGAUUAUGUGGAGGAUGAGGCUGCUGAGUGGAAGGGGGGGUUGUAUCGGUGGUUUUGGGAGAAGGGGACGGGGAAGGUUGGGAAGGAGUGA